Molecule: messenger RNA, 1748 nt
Organism: Stereum hirsutum FP-91666 SS1
Lineage: Eukaryota; Fungi; Basidiomycota; Agaricomycetes; Russulales; Stereaceae
Product: general substrate transporter
Exons: 20
Coding region: 1-1587 (528 amino acids)
Biological process (GO): carbohydrate transport; transmembrane transport
Cellular component (GO): membrane
Molecular function (GO): carbohydrate:proton symporter activity
Source: RefSeq, a predicted model, not a curated record
AUGCUCGCCGGGAACGAAGCGUUUAGGUCUAUCCCCAAUGCUGACUCCCAUCUGCAUUGGUGGAAGAACGACGGUUUGCGCAAGCUCAACCUUCUCCUUUGUACCAUCUUCAUCGCCCAAUUCCUCAAUGGCUACGACGGCUCUCUCAUCAGUGGCUACCAGUCCAUGAAAUCUUGGAUGUCAGCUCUUGACCAGCCAAGUUCAAGUGACAUCGGCCUGCUCAACGCAGCGACGUACUUGGCGGGCCUGUGCACAGCUCCCGUCGCCGCGUAUGUUGCGGAUCGAUGGGGAAGGAAGUGGUGUAUUCGGUACUCUUCUGUUACGAACUUGAUUGGCACGGCUAUUGGUGCGGCAUCUGGUGCUGGCAAUUCGAACGGCUACGCGAUGUUCAUCAUUUCUCGGAUCAUUAUCGGCUCUGGUAUCGCUUUUGCUCUCAUGACUUCCCCUGUUAUCCUUCAAGAGCUGCCUCAUCCGAGACACAGGACAUGGAUGGCUGGGUUCUUCGAUGUAUCAUUCAUCAUGGGUAACUUCGUCGCCAGUUGGGUUCUCUUUGGUUGCUCGCACAUCACAAGCAACUGGGCAUGGCGUAUUCCUUACAUCAUCCAUCUUGGUCCUGCGUUCGCCAUGAUCAUCCUGAUCACCUUCGUCCCCGAGUCUCCCCGUUGGCUCAUCAAACAAGGUCGUCACGCGGAGGCCAAGGAGUUCUUUGCAAAGUACCACGCCAAUGGCCACGAGAACGAUGAGCUCGCCGAGUUCGAGUUCAAUGAGGUCGUUGAUGCUAUCAAUUUCGAGGCCAUCGCUCACCAGGACUCGUGGAAGGCGAUCCUUACGACGAGGAGCAGUCUUCAUCGCCUUGGAUGUGUUGUCUUAAUUGCUGUUUGCCAGAACCUCAGUGGAACGGCUAUCAUCGCGUACUACUACACUUCUAUCCUCAAGCUCGUCGGGAUCACGAACAGUACCACCCAGACUGGUAUCAACGCCGGCCUCACAUCCUUCACCGCCCUCGUCGCCCUGUUCGGUCUCUACCUCACCCAACACAUCCGCCGUCGCCCACAAAUCUUCAUCUCCUGGACCGGCGUCCUCCUCGCCAACAUCGGUCUCACCGUCUGCACAUCCAUGUACCAGAAGACAGGGAACACCGGACCCGGUAUCGGUGCCGUCGUUUUCGUGUGGUUGUACAACGGGAUGUUCUUCAUCGCGUGCGGCCCGAUCUUCUUCUCCUACCCGGCUGAGGUGCUCCAUUACUCGAUGCGGGCGAAGGGUAUGAUGGUCUGGGCGAUCACGGCGAAGUGUCUGAGCGUGUUCAGCUCGUACACUAACCCUGUUGCUAUGGCGGACAUCGGCUGGAAGUGGUACACCUUCUACCUCGCCAUCAUCGUCGUAACCUUCGUCCUCCUCUACCUCUACAUCGUCGAGACCAAAGGCUACACCCUCGAAGAAAUCAGCGAAGCCUUCGAAGGCAGAUCACCGUCUUCCAAGUCUUACAGCAGCGACCCUGCCCACCCUAGCGUCCUCGACAAGAAAGGAGGCAACGGGAGCGGACAUUCGGUCAGCGUGUCGGCUGUCGACGAAAAGCAUGAGCUCUGAGUGCUUAGCGCUUGAGCUUCUUUUGGUUUUGGACGGAGUUUGGUUUGAGUUGUAGGCUCGACCGAUGGGUUAUAUUUGGGACUGAUUUGGAUAGGAUGGCAUGGGGUGGAAUGAUCCCAUGGAUGGACACGAUGUAGCCUUUAUCUAUUCUUUUAUGUUAG